AUGAACGAACGAAGUAGGGUGACCGCUGAGAACCACUUACGCAGUUCCAACCCACUUGUAGGAAAUAGCAACCAACUCCUAGACUUCCUGGGCCUCCUGGAUCUCCCGGCGUUCCUGGAAAUCCUGGCGAUCCUGGCCCUCCUGGUCCAGCCGGACCACCUGGUCAAGGUAGAAAUGGAUUAA
Molecule: messenger RNA, 183 nt
Organism: Aspergillus tanneri
Lineage: Eukaryota; Fungi; Ascomycota; Eurotiomycetes; Eurotiales; Aspergillaceae
Exons: 2
Coding region: 1-183 (60 amino acids)
Source: RefSeq, a predicted model, not a curated record